Messenger RNA from Anas platyrhynchos (mallard), 1894 nucleotides. It is a transcript of the gene FAM185A, whose product is annotated as family with sequence similarity 185 member A. Lineage: Eukaryota; Metazoa; Chordata; Aves; Anseriformes; Anatidae. The record is from RefSeq and is a predicted model, not a curated record.
AGUGGAGGAGGAGGAGGGGGAGGAGGAAGGGGGGGGCUCCGCCAUGAGGGCGCUGCGGGCGGGCUGCCGCUGGUGGCCCCGCGCCUGGAGCAGCUCCUCCGCCGCUCCCGGCGGCUCCCGCAAGCCCUUGAAGGAAUGGGAGCUGGCGGUCGGCCCGCGGGGGAGGCUGCGGGUGCGGCUGCCCUGCGAGGUGAGCGUGCGGCCGCUGGAGCCGCGGAGGAGCCCCGGCUCCGAGCGCCGGCUGCUGGUCACCGUCCGCGGCGACAGGCGGGACCCGGAGCGCGUCCGGGUGCGCUACGACGAGGAGCUGCAGCUCGCCGCCAUCGCCGCCGACGGAGUGGGCAGCGGGGCCGCCGUGGAGGUCCGGGCGCCGGCUCAGUUCGAUUUGGAUAUCAAAACAUCAGGGACUGGCUGUGUGAAGAUUCAGAAAAUUGAAUGCAGUAACUGCAAAAUAGAAACCGAGAAGGGGACUAGUGUCUUGCAGUCAAUAAAGAGCCAUAAAAUUGACAUACGAACGAAAGGUGGCAAAGUAAUUGGUCUUGGAACACUUUGUGGAAAUACAGAUAUUCAUGCAACAGAGAAGGGUAGUGUGAAUAUAGAGAAGCUGCAGGGGUCAUCCAUCAACAUAACCACAGAAGAUGGGCUGCUGAAAACUAAGUAUCUCUAUGCAGAGUCUUCAUCUCUCUCAUCAGUAACUGGUGAUAUUCUGCUGGGAAGUAUUCAUGGUAACACCAGCCUUCAGACCAAAACAGGGAGUAUCACAGUAGAUUCAUCGGAUGGAAGUCUAAAAGCUUCUACACAUCAAGGGUCAAUAGAUGUUUAUGUCAGUCAACUAAGAGAAGUGGAUCUGAAAUCCCAGAAAGGUUCUAUUACAGUCAAGGUACCUGCCUCUCUCAAAGCCUAUUUAGAGUUGUCUGGAAGAAAAGUGGAUGUGAGCUCAGAGAUCCAGUUAAAAGAUACACAAAGUGCCUCCAAAGAUGAUCACGUUACUUUAAGUGGUCACAUGAAUCAAAGUAAUGAAGCAGACAAGUGGAUCAAGGCUGACACAGAAAGUGGCGAAGUACGUCUUAAAAGCCAAAGCUGGAUCCAGUCUGUCAAGCUGAAGAUUUCAUAAAGGCAAAAUAGCCAAAGCGAUCAAAUCAAGAAAUUGUAAAGGAACAUUUCUCUAAAACUAAGAAACAUUGUUGAUACGAAUUCUUAUAAGAGACAAACACUAUUUAAAAUGAGGGCUUUUUAAACUAAGAUUUGCCUGUGACUGUGGCUGGUUGUUAACAGGUUUGGUUUACUUUUCCAGUCUUUUAGGAACUACACCAUUUUACAUAUUCAGAAUUUGUAUAUCCAAGUCAGUCUAAAAGCUGGUAACUUUCAAAUAAAAGUUGGGGGCUAUAAAAAAAAAAAAAAAAAAAAACUUAAAACACCUGGUAUUUGAAAAUAUGAAAAUUUACUUUUAAGGUAAUCUGCUCUGCAAGCUAUAUUACAUAUUUUAAAGAUAUAUAUCUUUCCUGUGGGACUUAUAUUGGUUUAUGCAAAAUGUGGAGAAUUUUCUUCAACCAAAUUGUGUAUUUUGGAUAGGAUAAAACCACUUUCAGAGCUGUAAUUUUUAUUUGUUUUGUGUUUAACUCCUAAGCAGUUUCUGCCUUGUCAAUGGGCACUUUAUGUGUCAAACUACUUGUAUGAAAUGAUGACACCAAUUCCGUGUUGUCCUGAACCACUUGUGGAUAGAAUUAGCAAGUGUGGCUCUGUCUACCAUUUGUCUAUAUAGAAAAACUUAAAAAAUAAAUUCUGAAAAGUGCAAGAGGUCUAGUUGAUUUCAAGAAAGAACACUCCACUGCCAGGACUUCAGAUAGAUUUCAUUUGAAUAUUCUCCUAAAAUAAAAGCUAUUAUUGGAAGCUA